CUUUAGUCCGCCCUCUUCUCAGAACACGUCGUCGAUCGAUCCUGGAUUAAUCCUCCAGCUUGACCAGCAUCAUCCAUGGCAGCGCUGGCUCAAGCAUUUGCGUACGCAUUGCGUCCAUUCGCCGAUGCUCUUACUUUCUUGACAACCACUCAAGUUCAUCCUACCUUGUUUCCUUAUCCAUGGGCUUCUACUCUCCAUGCAAUGCGGGUCUCCAUGGCUUAUCAAAACAAUAUGAGAAAAUCAGGAAGCAAGCUUUCCUGGGGAACUUACAUUGUGGGAUAUCUUAUAAUGUGCUGGGGAGGAAUGGUCCUUUCGCACACUCUGCUAUCCCUUCCGCCGCCAAUCCUAUUCUCGAUCCACCCAUACAUAAACUACAUCGUUCCUCACCUUGUUGUGACCCUGCUCUUCACCAUCUUCCCCAACAUCCUCACCAGUCCAAACCUUGAUCUCGUGUUAUUUCCCCUCGACGGUCUCCUCCGAGCCAACGCCGUAACAAGUACACUUGCCAUGAUCUCAUCCAACCCCGCCAUAGACAGCAAGCUAACUUCAUCGGCACUAUUUCACAUUAUCAUUGGUGCGGUCGUUUCUUGUGGGGGCGGCGCAUCAGCCGCUACUCUCAAGACGUGGACGUCAGAAUGGAGUUUUGGGACUCCCGUGUUUUUACGGAGCGGUGUAGGAUUUUGGGGAUCGUUGGACGUGUGGGCUGGUUCUCUGGUGGCUAUUGUGUAUAGCACAAUGACGAUUCAUCCGGCUUUUGAUGAGGUUGUGCCUUUCGAAGUGAGGCCGGCUUUCGCGCUGAGCUCACUAGGGGCAAAGGCCGUUAGCAGCUAUAUCUAUACGAUACUCUUCGGGUUGAGAGUGUGGAAGGCUAAGUUGACGCCCGCGUCAGUGGUAAAGAAGGGAAAGGGAAAGACCAAAACUCAGUAGACCGAAAGGCCGUAUUUUCUCGACCUUUUCAAUGUACAUAGUAGUCACCAAUUUGUGUACUGUAUGACGCAUAUAGAAGAAGAUACUUCAUAUGCGCCGCUGACCCUGCACUCUUCGUACAUGCUUUACAUCCC
Molecule: messenger RNA, 1061 nt
Organism: Desarmillaria tabescens
Lineage: Eukaryota; Fungi; Basidiomycota; Agaricomycetes; Agaricales; Physalacriaceae
Exons: 2
Coding region: 76-927 (283 amino acids)
Source: RefSeq, a predicted model, not a curated record